Messenger RNA from Vicia villosa (hairy vetch), 2136 nucleotides. RefSeq lists its product as uncharacterized. NCBI's taxonomy places the organism in Eukaryota, Viridiplantae, Streptophyta, Magnoliopsida, Fabales, Fabaceae. Gene Ontology annotation, molecular function: zinc ion binding. The record is from RefSeq and is a predicted model, not a curated record. Bases 1 to 2136 code for a protein of 711 amino acids. The transcript has 3 exons.
AUGGGCAAGGCACAUGUAAUUGAGGAGGAAUACAUGACAGAUGAAUUGGACAGUGGAGCUGAUGAUGAUAGUGGUGAUGACAGACCAUGUGUUAUAAGGUUCAAUGCAGAAGAAUCUUUCACGAAAGAUUUUGUUUUUAAAGUUGGAAUGGAGUUUCGUUCACUUAGGCAGUUUAAAGAUGCUAUACUAGAGCACAAUGUUCUUAAUGGGAGGGAAGUUAAGUUUGAAAAUAAUGAUGCCAAUAGAUGUAGGGUUGUAUGUAAGGAUAAGGAGAAGUGUGAUUACACUGUGCUAUGUAGUAGAGUCCUAACAUCCACUACUUUUAGGAUUAAAACCUUGUAUUCUAAGCACAAGUGUGGAAGACAGUUCUUUAAUAGAUGUGCUAAAGCUGAUUGGGUGGCUAAGGUCAUUGUGGAUGGGUUGAAGAACAACACAAAGAUGAAGUUGAAUGAUGUGGUAGCAGAUGUUAGUCUUAGAUAUGCAACAGAAAUCCCAGGUUGUAGGGCAUUCAAGGCAAGGCAGAUUGCUAGACAGAUUGUGGAAGGUGACUCUAGUAAGCAAUUCAACCUCCUUUGGUCUUAUGGUGUUGAGUUAAGAAGGGCAUCCCCAGGGAAUACAUUCAAACUCAACACAACAUGUUCUGGUGAAAGGUUAAAUCCAAGAUUUGAGAAGUGUUAUAUGUGUUUUGAUGGGACUAAGAUGGCAUUAAAAAAAGCAUGCAAACCUUUCAUUGGAUUGGAUGGAUGUCACUUGAAGCACAAAUAUGGUGGAAUUCUGCUCAUUGCUGUAGGAAGAGAUCCAAAUGAUCAGUACUUGCCAAUUGCAUUUGGAGUUGUAGAAAAUGAAUCAAAAGACACUUGGAGCUGGUUCAUGAAGUUGUUGUUGGAAGAUAUUGGUGAUGGAAGAUGGUGUUUUAUUUCUGACCAGCAAAAGGGUCUGGUCAAUGUGUUUGAUGAGGAGUAUCCUUCCUUUGAGCAUAGAUUCUAUUUAAGGCAUCUUUAUGCUAACUUCAAAAAGAAGUUUGGUGGAGGGACAUUGUUUAGGGAUCUAAUGAUGGCUGCUGCUAAGGCAACUUAUUAUGAGGCACAUGAGGCAAAGAUGCUCAUGAUCAAGGAAGCAAGUGUGGAUGCUUAUGAGUGGCUGCAGGCAAUCCCCAAACACAAGUGGUUUAAGCAGGCAUUUUCUUUCUACUCAAAAUGUGAUGUUUUAAUGAAUAAUCUUAGUGAAUCAUUUAAUGCUACCAUACUUUUGCAAAGAGACAAACCCAUUAUAACAAUGUUUGAGUGGAUCAGAAACUACUUGAUGGGUAGGUUUGCAACACUUAGGGAAAAGGUGAAUGCUUAUAAGGGUUAUGUAAUGACCAAACCAUUAAGGAGACUAGAUAGAGAAAUAGAGAAAAGUGCUAGUUGGACAGCAACAUAUGCUGGUAGGUUAACAUUUCAGGUAACACAUGUGCUUUUCACUGAUAGCUUUGUAGUGGACCUAGAAAAACACACUUGUUCAUGUAACUAUUGGGAGUUGAUUGGGAUACCAUGUAGGCAUGCUGUAGCAGCCAUUUAUAAGAAAGUUGAUGACCCAAUUAAGUAUGUACACAAAUGUUAUCUUAGGACCACUUAUGAACACUGUUAUAGUGAGGUGAUAACACCUUUGAAUGGGCAAAACAAGUGGCCUAAGACAACACAUCCUAUUAUCAUGCCACCAUUGUUCAAACGUGGCCCAGGGAGGCCCAAAAAACUACGCAGGAGAGAACCUGAUGAGGCAAAUCAAACAAAGUGGCAAAUAACAAAUACAACCCACAGAUGCAAGAUAUGCUUUGUACUAGGUCACAACAAGAGGACCUGCAAGAAAAAUAAGCAGAUAGUUGAUGUAUCUGCUGCAACAACAUCACAACAGGCUCCAACACAAGAGGCUCCAACACAAGAGGCUCCUACACAGGGGAGGCCUACAGGGUCUAUCAACAAGAAAAAGAAAGAUAAAGUGGAACCCAAGACAAAAAAAUCUAGGGCAACUAAGACUGUUGAUCCAGAAAGUGAUGUAGCUGCAAAUGCUGUUCCUGAAAUAGAUGGUGUUCCUGAAAAUGCUGUGUCUGAAAAUGAUCCAGUUCCUGAUUCUGUUCCUGAAAAGGAUGAUGUUUAA